Messenger RNA from Recurvomyces mirabilis, 1008 nucleotides. RefSeq lists its product as uncharacterized. The transcript is spliced from 2 exons. The coding region runs from base 1 to 1008 and encodes 335 amino acids. Gene Ontology annotation, biological process: mismatch repair; DNA replication, removal of RNA primer. Lineage: Eukaryota; Fungi; Ascomycota; Dothideomycetes; Mycosphaerellales; Teratosphaeriaceae. Gene Ontology annotation, molecular function: RNA binding; RNA-DNA hybrid ribonuclease activity. The record is from RefSeq and is a predicted model, not a curated record. Gene Ontology annotation, cellular component: ribonuclease H2 complex.
AUGGACGAAACAAUGGAAGACCAGCCAGAAACACAAAACAUCGAGAACGAGACUCCCGUUCAAAAUGUCUUCAUUGCACCAUCCAUCGACACACACCUCCUGCUUUCAGGCGAAAGCUACUCUCACCACUCCGAAUUACCACCAGUCAUAAAAGCAGACCCAAGCACAGAAUGUGUCUUGGGGGUUGACGAAGCAGGACGGGGUCCAGUAUUAGGACCCAUGGUCUACGCACUAUACUACCUUCCGUUGUCGCUCCACCACUCCUUACUCGCAGAGACGCACCGCUUUGACGACUCUAAAGUCCUUACGCCGGCCGUUCGCUCGGAUCUCAUGCAGAAAAUCUGCACGACUUCUACAGAUCUUUACCACAACUCGGGCUGGGCUACCCGGUCCCUAUCGGCCCGCGACAUUUCUGCUGCUCAAAUGAUACCUCAUGGAACUUACAAUCUCAAUGCCCAAGCUAUGGAUGCCACGAUUGAACUGAUCCAGCAGGUUCUCGACCGGGGUGUGAAUGUUAGGGAGGUGUACAUCGAUACUAUUGGUCCUCCAGCCACUUACCAAAAGAAGCUGGAGCGUAUCUUCCCUUCUUUGUCAAUCACUGUGGCCAAGAAGGCAGAUUCUUUAUACCCUUGCGUCUCAGCUGCUUCUGUCUGCGCAAAGGUGACGAGAGAUGCGGCCCUAGACGUUCUGUACACCUCCUACGCUCCGCCUGAUCACAAAGGUGAAGUGGCGUGGGGUUCUGGGUACCCGUCUGAUGCUCGAUGUACGACCUGGCUGAAAGGCAACAUGCACCCAGUCUUUGGUUGGGGCAGUGAGUGUCGGUUCAGCUGGGGUACCGCAAAGGAGCUGCUGGAGGCCAAAGGUGCGCCUUGCCGUGGUGAUUGGGCCGAGCCGGAUGAUGAUCAAGAUAAUCUGAAGCUGACCGGCUUCUUUGUGGAUGCGGGAGAUGAGAAGGAGGAUGAGAUGGCGACUUGGUUUGGCUGGCGAGUCGCGGCUGAAGUCUUCUGA